UUGAAAUAAUUUUGUACCUCUGAUGCCGCUGAUAGCGGCCUGAGCGUGAAUAAAGUUCAAUUCAGAUUGUGCAAGGUUAUCACUAUGCUUUUUACAAGCUGUUCCCAGCGCUGUCCCAGAUCUAUAAAAGGGCUUAAGUUGCCCACAUGUUUUGUUCUCAGCAGUGAUCGGGCUACGAAAGCAAACCGACAGCUAUGGAGAAUAUCCUGAAGUUGUUUUGGCUUAUGUUUUCCUAUAAUCAGAUAUGCAUGGCUUUCACGGAUACAAAAGGAAGAACAUUUUCUCUGGCAUUCUUUCCCGAAUACAUCACUCCUGCAACAAGUGAUCUUCGAAACAUUCUGUACUUCUCAUCCACCCUUGACGGUGGUUGUACUGUGAACUACAAUGACGGGACAAGACAUCAGACUAAUGUGCAUGUUAUCGCGGGCGAUGUGGUAAAGCUGGCUUUACCUGACACAACACAGCUCCUAACUGGAACAAGAGUUGAACAUAAGGCCAUUUAUGUCAACUGUUCCACCGAAAUAGCUCUUUAUGGCCACAAUAAAUACGCUCUUGGGAGAGACACCUCAGACGCAUUCACUGUUUUGACAGAUGAAAUGUUGUCAACGGAUUAUCUCGUUGCAAGUGUCGAGAAAACUGCAAACCUUGGCGUUGUGGCCACGCGAGACAAUACUACUAUUUCAGUGACCCUCAAUGCAACAUGUGAUUAUGUAUUCAACAGUGUACGAUAUGGAGAUGGAGAUACAGUCAGUGUUACACUUGGUUAUGGUGACGUAUUUCAGUUAGGUUUAGCAUCUACAGAUGGUAAAUGUGAUUUAGGAGGAACCCGAAUCCAUUCUAAUCAUCAAGUCGCAGUGUUUUCUGGGGCUUUGUAUGUCUGGGAACUUGACCUUGCUGCAGGUCACAUGGUCAGUCAGGUUCCUCCAGAGAAUGCAUUUACGAAAACAGUAAUUGCACCUAAAGUCGAAACUGAUGAACCAGGAGGAAUGACGUUGCGUGUAUUGGCACGUGAGAACAAUACAGUUGUGACUAUAACAAGGGAAGAAGCAAAUGGGACGAUAGUGACUUCGUCUACAUCACUGAAUACAGCAGAGUUUGAAGACAUCAAUUCCGAUUUAAGCGCUGACGUCAUUGUACAGAGCAACAGGCCGAUAAUGUGUAUCCAGAACAUCUAUUUCAGAAGAAGAGGAGGUUCGUCAUUGUUUGUGCCAGGAACGGACCUUUAUGACAACAACUACAUUGUAGAGAGUUUGGAUUUGGAUGGCGUGAGCUCAGAUGGCCCUUUUAUUACUAUCAUGUCAGAGGUGUCAUCAUUUAUGGAUGUUCGUGUAAAUGGCCAGCAACGUGAUGAUAUCAAAUGGACUAAUCUCACCACGGUACCAUACGCUGUUGGCGUACUAAGGAUACAACCCAAACAACCGUAUGUUGUCAACAGUUCAUCACCAAUCCUAGUCAGGCUUCACGAAAGAUUAUACCUGGAGUCAUAUAGCUACAAUGCAGGAUAUCGUCUUCCAUCUUUUCCAAAAAAGCUAACAAAUGCCAUCGAACUCAAAUGCUUAGCAAAGGGCUGGUUUGUGACGCUAAAUGUAGAUGUAUUAUACAACGUUACCCUGUCUCACAUCUACAUGGGGCAGAGCAAGUGUACCGGAACACUUCAUGGGAAUCAACUCAUAUUCAACCAGUCUUACACUGAAUGCCAUACAGAAACAAGUGUUUCCAACGGCAUGGUUAUGUUCAAGAAUAGAGUCAUGUUUGUGGCUCUGUCCCCUGACAAUGUGGUCAGACAUGUCAUCUGGCUGCACAGCAUCAGUUGUUCGGAACCAGUGGAUGGAACAAAUGCUGUCCUCAUUUAUCCAGAUUUCAAUGAAACAGUAACUGGUAGUUCCACUGGACACAUACAAGGUCCCAGCUUCGACAUAUCUCUUUUCAAAGACGCUUCAUAUCAGCAUCUAUUUUCUGGCAACCAUGCCCAAGCUAAGAUCGGAGAGCCAGUGUAUGUUCAGGUCUCCUCAUCCGUUAGUCCCAACACCAUCAUGGUGUUGCGUUCCUGCGACGCCCAAAUCGGCAAUGGGAAAGAAGUACCUCAUCCUCUGAUUGAAAAUGGGUGUGCUGUCGAUGCCCGCACUCAAAUUCUCGUGACGCGUAACUCCGUGACCAGGUUUGAGUUUGAAAUGUUUGACCUGCCUGAAGAACAGGACGGCAUCUACGUCACUUGUCACGUGACAUUCUGUGACCAAAGUGACUUCUCCGACAAGUGUAAGCAGCAGUGUCACACAAGUCCUCACAUCAUUGGCUAACACAUAUUACAUGAGUAGAUGUGUCAAAGUUAAAUAAGUGACUCCAAAACGAUUAAAUGGUACAGUUGUCUGACGUGAUGGGCGAGGCAGGGGUAUGUAAUUGUCUUAUAGUGUAGCUUCAAUACGAUAAUUAAAUACGAUAUUAUUUGGUGGAUAUUAACAUGUGCAUAUGUGAGUCACAUCUGUAUAGAUAAAUCGCGGGAUUUAAUUUGGUUCGUGUUACAUGUGUAUGUUUGUGUUAAUGUAUCAAGACAACUGAUUUCUUGUUUUUUUAAUUAGUUUUACCGUAAUUGUUGAAUAUAUGUAAAGUAUGUAGCUUCAAAACGAUCAUUUGGAAUUUGAUUUGUAUAUUCAAAUAUUUCAUGUUUAUGCUUAUGUCAAAUAUGUGCAGGCGUGGGAUUGUGUAUACGUUUCAUGCGCGAAUGAUUUUAAUGUACAAUUGUAAAUGUACACUUGCUACGUCCUCAGUGGUUAAAGUGUUAUAUUUCAAUAAAUGCUUUGGUCUUUAUUUGUCAAAAGAA
Messenger RNA from Haliotis rufescens (red abalone), 2818 nucleotides. RefSeq lists its product as uncharacterized. The transcript has 5 exons. The record is from RefSeq and is a predicted model, not a curated record. Lineage: Eukaryota; Metazoa; Mollusca; Gastropoda; Lepetellida; Haliotidae. The coding region runs from base 195 to 2297 and encodes 700 amino acids.